GGCCCAGCUGUUUUGAAAAAUGCUUCCUGUUUCUUUAAAGGCGCUCGCGGCUCGGGCGGCUGGGGCUGGGGAGGCGACGGCUGCAGGAGCUGCCUCCUCUCCGGGCGGCGGCGCUGACUGAUCUCGCGAACCGGGCUUCUGUGUAAACUGAGGCUAAACAAACACAGAUGGAGCGCAGCGGGCGUUCUCCAGCAGUGCUGGCGCGGCGGCAGCGACUUCAGAUGACACUCUGAGCGCUCCGGGAGCGGACGGCCCCGCGGCCACGCCGAGCCGGCGGCGCAGCUGCCCCGGGCGAGGGGGAGAGGGCGCGCGGGCGGGAGCGCGGGCGGGCGGAGGGGGAGCGCCCGAGACUCGGCGGCGCUGCGCGCGGCGGCGGCCCGGGCAGAGCCGGCGCGCGGCGUGCAGAGCGGGUGCAGCCGGCGCGCGUCCCGCGUCCCCACGCCCCCCCGGCCCGCGCGCUGUCCGCGCCAUGAAGCACAUCCCGGUCCUCGAGGACGGGCCGUGGAAGACCGUGUGCGUGAAGGAGCUGAACGGCCUCAAGAAGCUCAAGCGCAAGGGCAAGGAGCCGGCGCGGCGCGCGAACGGCUAUAAAACUUUCCGAUUGGACUUGGAAGCGCCCGAGCCCGCCGCCGCCGCCGCCACCGCCACCAACGGGCUGCGGGACAGGACCCAGCGGCUGCAGCCCGUCCCCGUCCUGGCCCCUGUGCCAGCCGCCGUGGCGCCGGCCGUUCUCCCAGGUGGGAGCGCGGACACAGCUGGGGAGCGCAGGGGCGCCGGGGCGCCGGAGGUCUCGGACGCACGGAAACGCGGCUUCGCCCUGGGCGCAGUGGGUCCGGGACUCCCCACGCCGCCGCCGCCGCCGCCUCCAGCGCCCCUGGGCCAGGCACCUGGAGGUCCCGAGGCACCGUCGUUCCGCGAGCCCGGCCUGCGUCCCCGCAUCUUGCUGUGCGCACCGCCCGCACGCCCGGCGCCAGCCGCGCCCCCCGCGCCCCCGGAGCCCUCGGUGCGCCCCGCGCUCCCCACGCGCCCGGGGGAAAGUUCCUACUCGUCAAUUUCACACGUAAUUUACAAUAACCACCCGGAUUCCUCCGCGUCGCCUAGGAAACGGCCGGGCGAGGCGACCGCCGCCUCCUCGGAGAUCAAAGCCCUACAGCAGACCCGGAGGCUCCUGGCGAACGCCAGGGAGCGGACGCGGGUGCACACCAUCAGCGCAGCCUUCGAGGCGCUCAGGAAGCAGGUGCCGUGCUACUCGUAUGGGCAGAAGCUGUCUAAGCUGGCCAUCCUGAGGAUUGCCUGUAACUACAUCCUGUCCCUGGCGCGGCUGGCUGACCUGGACUACAGCGCAGACCACAGCAACCUCAGCUUCUCCGAGUGCGUGCAGCGCUGCACCCGCACCCUGCAGGCCGAGGGGCGUGCCAAGAAGCGCAAGGAGUGACCGGCCCCGUGGCCCAGGGACACUAUGUGGGCCUCUCUCCAGGGACAGUGAGCUCGCCACGCCCAGCCUCGCCCACCCGUUGUCUUCCCUGAGAUGCUGCUGGACACAGCCCACACACUGCCUCUCAGGGCCAGACAGGAGCCGCCUGCCUCCCUGUCACUCCCGCUGUCACCCACCCACUCCACGGGGACUGCGCAUCUUGCCCUGUGCCUGGUGAGGAAGGGCGAGGUCGGCCUGGGGCCUGUUGUCUGGCUACAGAGGUCCGCUGUCGAGGAUUCGCCAGAGCCCCGGGAUGGAGCGCGGGAAGGAGCCCCAGCAAGCAGCCACAGUGCGGCUCCGUCCCUCCUGCUGCCUGAGUCCCAUCUCAAGCCAAAGACGAGGCAGCGACUCCACAGGAGCUCGUGGCAGGGUGGACCCUCGGUGACCACGGGCACAACUUGACCCCUGACCCAGCGCUCGGUCUGCACUGGGUCCUGACUGGCUGGGGACAACAUGAGCCUUCUGGGGGCUACGCAGGGAGGCUGGAGAGGCCUGGAAGGGUAGGGGGUGGGGCUGAGUGCCUACCCUCUCUCCGCCCUCCUGCUGGCUGCCAAGCCCUCUGACCCUGAUUCCGGAUGCCCCCUGGACCCAGGAGCAUCCCCAGAAAGGAGGAAGAGGGGAAGAAGCCACAUCACUCGUCUCCACCCCAGGGACUUGCCCUGCCUAAGGGUCUUUGCUUCCCCAGCUGGCUGCCCCUCACCCGUGGCCCACCCUCACGGCAGGGCAGACGGGAUGGCGCCCUGCUUGGAGGCCCCUGGUCUGUUACCGAUUGUGCAGGCCAGGCAGAGGGAGGACGGGACCAGGGGGAUGGGCCAGUGCGUGGGGGACGGGCGCGUUCACAGCCAAGGCGGCCCCCUCCGUGUGCUCGAAAGGCCAGAGCUGUUCGCGUCUCUGCUCCACCACCUGCUUCAAAUUGAAGUAAAAGCCCCAACGUGCAACGCA
Molecule: messenger RNA, 2416 nt
Organism: Oryctolagus cuniculus (rabbit)
Lineage: Eukaryota; Metazoa; Chordata; Mammalia; Lagomorpha; Leporidae
Gene: ATOH8
Product: atonal bHLH transcription factor 8
Biological process (GO): anatomical structure morphogenesis; positive regulation of transcription by RNA polymerase II
Cellular component (GO): nucleus
Molecular function (GO): protein dimerization activity; DNA-binding transcription factor activity; E-box binding
Source: RefSeq, a predicted model, not a curated record